AGCGAGGUAAUGGCAGCCAGAACGUUCGGAGUGGGAGGACUGCAGCCUGGCGAACGCUACGAGAUCAGAGUUACUGCCUACAACUCUGCCGGAGCAACUCCAGCGCUCUACACCGUCACCACCGCUGCUCUGUACUCUGCAGACGAGCAGCAAAUGCUGGGACGCGGGGACGGCUUCUGGACGCCGCCUCAAGACUCGUCCCGCGCCAUGUCGUCCAGCGAUGCGCGCUGGAGCAAUCCUCGGCUGAUCGUGCCGCUGAUUUUGUCAGCGAGCACCUUAUUGCUGACCUCCUUCUCGCUCUGCUACUUCUACCACAAAAGACGUUCGUUCAAUGGGCGCGCAGAUCACAUCAGCGGCGACAAGAAUAAAUGCAACCCUGACGACCAGUUCAUUCAACAUCCCAAUGAGGAGAACAAAUUUAAUCCCCUGACCGAGAACGUUUACCACUACGUCACGACCGGUUACCCGUUCUCUCAGCACGAUACUGAUGGGCAUGAAGUAAUAGAUCGUGGACGAAUCUCUCCUUCACAGAGGCACAACUCUGCAGCCUACAAAUCUGCAGAGCACGAAAGUAUUGCUCUGAAAUUAGCCGAAUCCCAAACUACAGAGCAUGGAAUUACGGCACUGAACUGUGCUGAAUACAAAUAUGCAGAGCAAGUAAAUACUGCACUGAACUCUGCAAGAUACCCGCCUGCAGAGCAGUCAGGUAUUGCUUUGACACAACGUCCUACAUCUGAGGAAAACAGAACGUUUUCGUCCAUACACUUUCAUUCUUCGUCACUGCACGAAGUCGACGAUGCCUCUUUGACGAGCGCCUACACUGAGUUGGGCACUAUACCCGCUGAAGACACAAAGUUCGUCUCUGUAUCAGACAGAAAACUCGGGCAGGCGGGACCUGGCAUUCAUCAGCAUCAGCGGACGCAACAAAACCUGGCUCAGGUGUGCCAUAAGCCACUAACGGUGCUGCAAAAACCUGGCAACGUCACAUCCCGACCUCGGCAAAAACAUCAGAGGUUCAAACACGAAGAAAGGGAAGAUGUUAGUCCUUAUCCUCUUGAUCGAAGUAUGACAUCUUUUCAUUAGAUAUAUUAGCUUUUUGUUAUCAAUAUUUUUUCUAUUUCGUUAAUUAGAGGGAAAAUUGGAGAAACUAUUUCUAAUGUUCAUUUAUACUAGUUCCCUAAUAUAUACUUUGAGACUUCAUAAUAAUAUUUUUGACCUAUUUUAGAACAUCCACAUUGUACAAAACCAACUUAUGUUCCAAAAUCUCUUAGAAAAAUCUUAUCACCAGUGCUGUCCAAUUUAAACUUUUGACUUUCAGUUUCCAGCAUUCGAAACUGCAUUUCUACGCCCAAAUUAUUCGGAAGCAAUCAUUAUUUUGGAGUCACUGAAAGUUAUUAAUCUGAGGAGCAACCUUUCAAACAGUAUAGCUGCGUGUUUCUACAUUACAUUACCAAAGCCAUCCCUUAACCUUCUUCAGUGCUAUUCGUACCUAAAUGACUGGUAAUUUGAGUUACCGUCAAUAAACAAAGAUUUAAGUUAUAUGAACAUUUCAUUACAAAUUUUCUUUUAAAAUCUUACGUUUUCAUUAGGAAGAUUUAUAUUUUUUGUCGCUACUCAGCAGUUCGACAUUCUUCGCGUCAUGUAUUCGAUAAUAAUGUCUAUGUUUCCGAAGCAUCAAAAAAUUUCUAUCUAACUAUACUCCUCGUGGCUGGGAUAACAAUACGAGGCUCAUAUUUUACAACAUAAAGUCAUGCAAGGUCCAAUGCAAACUAUGAAAUGUAUAUAUAAUCA
Hyalella azteca is the source of this 1791-nucleotide messenger RNA. RefSeq lists its product as uncharacterized. Lineage: Eukaryota; Metazoa; Arthropoda; Malacostraca; Amphipoda; Hyalellidae. Gene Ontology annotation, molecular function: protein binding. The coding region runs from base 10 to 1083 and encodes 357 amino acids. The record is from RefSeq and is a predicted model, not a curated record. The transcript has 5 exons.